Thlaspi arvense is the source of this 2370-nucleotide messenger RNA. The record is from the annotation of a GenBank genome assembly. Lineage: Eukaryota; Viridiplantae; Streptophyta; Magnoliopsida; Brassicales; Brassicaceae.
AUGUGGCUCUUUAUUUCAAUUGCUUUCAGCACUCUCGUGCUACUUGAAGCGUACAAGUUUACCGAUCAAACUGAUAAGCAAGCGUUGCUCGACUUCAAGUCUCAAGUUUCUGAAGGCAAAAAAGAUGUAUUGUCCUCAUGGAACAACUCAUUCCCUCUCUGCAACUGGACCGAGGUUACAUGCGGCCGCAAAAACAAGAGAGUUACUGGUUUAGACCUCGGAGGAUUGCAAUUGGGCGGGGUGAUAUCGCCAUCUAUUGGUAAUCUUUCGUUUCUCAUAUACCUUAAUCUCAAAAAUAAUUCUUUUGGUGGAACCAUCCCUCAAGAGGUGGGAAACUUGUUUAGACUUGAACAAUUGUCUAUGGGAUUUAAUUUUCUCGAGGGAGGUAUUCCAGCGAGUCUGUUUAACUGCUCUAGAUUGCUGAAGCUUGAUUUAUACUCAAACUAUCUUGGAGCACAUAUUCCUGCAGAGAUAGGGUCAUUGACGCAGCUUACGUUUUUAGAUCUUGGUAAUAAUAACCUAAAAGGAAAGCUCACAGCAUCUCUAGGAAACUUGACAUCACUCACUGGAUUUAGCUUUGGAGGAAACGAUUUAGAAGGAGAAAUUCAUGAUGAUAUAGCUAAACUGACUCAGUUGGUGCAUCUUGAUAUAUCAACCAACAAUUUCUCAGGUGUUUUUCCUCCUGGAAUCUACAAUUUGUCUUCACUAGACUUUUUGAAUAUUUUUGGUAAUGGUUUUUCCGGGAGCUUGAAGCCUGAUUUUGGUAAUUUGCUACCAAACCUUCAAGGUUUAUAUCUAGGGAGUAAUUUUUUCUCAGGAGAAAUUCCAGCAACACUUCCAAAUAUCUCAAAUCUUCAAAUGUUGGGAAUGGAGAAUAAUAGUCUGACAGGAAGUAUUCCUCCACGCUUUGGAAAAAUACAGGAUUUACAAAUCCUAACACUUCAUAUGAAUUCUUUAGGAAGUUAUUCUGCUGGAGAUCUUGACUUUUUUGGUGCUUUAACUAAUUGCACACAACUGAAGACUUUAAGUGUGGCUUACAAUUCCCUUGGGGGUUUCUUGCCUACCUCUGUUGCCAAUCUUUCCAUGAACCUCAUGGAGUUACAAAUUGGAAGUAAUCUCAUCUCUGGAAGUAUUCCUUAUGACAUUGGUAAUCUCAUAAGCUUACAAAAACUUGGGUUUGGAAAAAAUCUAUUGUCAGGACCACUCCCAGCCUCUCUUGGGAAGCUUUUAGAAUUGGUAUCAUUAUAUCUCAACUGGAAUAGAUUUUCAGGAGAGAUACCAUCUUUUAUAGGAAACAUCACUCGAUUAGAAAGACUAUAUUUAUCCUAUAAUAGCUUUGAAGGAAUCAUUCCUCCUAGUAUUGGUAAAUGUAGCAACCUGCUGUAUUUACAUCUUGAGGAUAAUAAGUUGAAUGGGACUAUACCUCGGGAGAUUAUGCAAAUUCCACCCCUUGUUUCACUAAACAUGUCAAAUAAUUCUUUGACUGGCUCUCUACCCAUAGAUGUGGGAAAUCUUGAAAAUCUUGUUCUAUUAUCUGUUGCGCAUAAUAAACUAUCAGGAAAUCUCCCACAGACUUUGGGAAAGUGUCUCACGAUGGUACAACUUUUUCUGCAAGGAAAUUCUUUUGAUGGAAUCAUUCCAGACAUAAGUGGGUUGGUGGGUGUCAAAGAGCUUGAUUUCUCGAACAAUCAUUUUUCUGGAAGCAUACCUGGAUAUCUCGCAAACUUUAACUCACUGGAGUAUCUCAAUCUAUCUGAUAACAACUUUGAAGGAAAUGUGCCAACAGAAGGAAAGUUUAAGAAUGCUUCUAUAAUUUCAGUAUUUGGAAACAAAAACCUAUGUGGGGGUGUCACGGAAUUGAAAAUAGGGCUAUGCUUUUCGCAAGCACCAGCAAAGGGGACAAAGCAUUCCUCUCUUUACAAGAAAGUUGUGAUUGGAGUAAGCAUAGGCACAUCUUUGAUUUUGUUGUUAAUUGGCUUCCCUAUUGUUGAGUGCUUGAAGCUGGUUUUGGAGGUGGGACUUAAGUGUGGUGAAGAAUCUCCAGUGAAACGUUUGGCAAUGAAUGAGGCUGAAGGUGUAUUUUGGAGAACACAAAUGUUAUGGAGAGGGAGCAAAGUACAAACAGCUGAGCCAACAGAUUCUGAAGCUUCUUUAUUCACAGGCAUUUCCUACAUAGAUGGAGAUCAGUGGUGCAUUAAACUAACAAAUACGAUAUCAAGUGUCAAUUCCUUGUUCGAAAAGAAAGCAACUACAGAGCAAAGCAAAGUCACAAGAUCCGGUUUUAACCUUCAAGAUUGUUCAGCAGUUUGGUUAAGGAUUGACCACCAGUUCUUGUUUAGGGGGUUGUACAAUCAAAGCAUCAAAACUUGA